UCUGCUGUACAACCUCUGAUGUUCAUUGAAAUCAUAGCACAACCAAGAACAGGCAUAAAGAGAGUAGAUUUAAGGGAAACCCAUCUUGGUUUUUUUAUUUGAAGAAAAGGGUUUGAUUUGGUUUCUUGGAUCGUCUGGUUUUUUUGCGUUCUUCUUGUGGCUCUGUUACAUGGCUAUUCAGGCGCAGACUUUGUAUUCUGAUAAUAUAGGGAUGCCGUUGUUUGGCGGCCCGUUGGAAUGGGUAGACAGUGGCUGCGGUGGCGGGUUUAAUCCGUUCGCUUUCAGUUUCCAGCAGCAGAAACUACAGCAGUUUCAAGAACAACAACGGGUUCUACAGCUACAAUAUCUGCAGCAGAGGAAUCAGACCCUGUUUUCCGAUUUCACCACAAACGUCAAGAAUCGAGAAUUCGUGGGAUGUUUUGACCAACAAAAACAAGAUAUUGAUCACUACAUGAGAUUACAGAAUGAGAGGUUGAGAUUGUUAUUGCAAGAGCAAAGGAAGCAGCAGCUUGGAGUAAUAAUGAAGAAAAUAGAAUCGAGGGCUUCUGUUCUUCUGAGACAAAAGGAUGAAGAGAUUGCGAGAGCCGCAAACAGAACAAUGGAGCUCCAGAAUCUGUUGAAGAAGCUGGAGAUGGAGAAUCAAGCAUGGCAGAGGGUUGCACAGGAGAACGAGGCCAAGGUUGUUUCUCUCAAUAGCACGCUGGAACAGUUGUGGGAAAGUGCUUCCCUCGGCUUCAACAAUGGAGCAGAAGAUGCAGGGUCUUGUUGCGAAGUAAACAAAGAAGUGACAAAAACAGAGGAGGAAGAAGUACAGGGGAGAAAUCCAGAGGCAACAAUGGUUUGUAAAUGCUGCAAUUCUCAGAGUUCUUGUGUUCUGCUUCUUCCUUGCAGACACCUAUGUUUGUGCAAAGAUUGUGAGCCUUUACUUGAUUCAUGCCCUGUUUGUAGAACAAGCAAGAUGGCCAGCAUAGAGGCAUUGAUUUUCUGGGGAGAAUAAUUUUCCGAGAAAAUUGAAGGGAGUAGUCAAAACUGGAAAAGAAAAUCUGAUGAUCAUU
Rubroshorea leprosula is the source of this 1055-nucleotide messenger RNA. Lineage: Eukaryota; Viridiplantae; Streptophyta; Magnoliopsida; Malvales; Dipterocarpaceae. The record is from the annotation of a GenBank genome assembly.